Messenger RNA from Fusarium fujikuroi IMI 58289, 861 nucleotides. RefSeq names its product related to chitinase. The transcript has a single exon. NCBI's taxonomy places the organism in Eukaryota, Fungi, Ascomycota, Sordariomycetes, Hypocreales, Nectriaceae. The coding region runs from base 1 to 861 and encodes 286 amino acids. The record is from RefSeq and is a predicted model, not a curated record.
AUGAGUUGGAUGGACAGUUGGAGUCGACCCUCCAAAUCGCAAGCAACACCAGCACCCUUCUACUUGUUACCAGGAGGCGAAGCAACUCCAUAUUGCCAUUCAUGCGGCAGAGUGAUUAGCACGAGACGAACUACCGCGACAGCAAAUACCGAUACGCCAGCCAAGUACUGCUCGAGCCGAUGUCGCACACAGAAGCCCGGAAAGCUGGACCGUGAGCUGGAGAAAGCCUUUGUCAAAUUAUUGACGGCCGAAGAGACCACAACAGAUGAGGUCAAGAAGCAGGCAAAAGGUGGCAAGCAUAAGAAAAGGAAGAACAGCAAAGGCGACAAUCGGAUCUUGGUGCCCUGCAGCGCAGCAGAAGAACUGGUCUUUGGACCGAACCGAACGUCAAUGGAGGGAGAUAUUGAAGAACAUCACAGCGACGAGGAGGACGCGGAUGGAAGUGAACAAAGGCAAGCGCAAGCGCCAUCGGAGCCGCGAUCAUCAGAAGAUAUGGAUCCCUCAGGCAACAUCAAAGACGACAAUCGCAUCGACGGCGACGUUCUCGCCCGCAUGUCAGUCCGCAGCGGAACUCGCAUCCGCCCACCUCAAUCCGUCUCCGAAGUCAACGGCAGCGUCGGCGGCGAAAAAGGCCGAGCAGAACGAAUCCACGAAACAGAUGCGAUGCUCGAGAAGCGAAGACAGGGACAGAAACGCGCGAAGGAACGGGAAAUGACAAAGUGCGCUGCCCGACGCGGUGUUAUUUUUGGGUUCUCUGUCAGCGACGAAGGCGAGAAGCGUCUCUGUGAGGCAGUGAUGGCGGGAAAAAUCGUGGAACCGAGCUUUGCAAAGGGGGACUGGGCGAUAAGAUGGAGAGAAUGA